Aspergillus fijiensis CBS 313.89 is the source of this 523-nucleotide messenger RNA. RefSeq lists its product as uncharacterized. The record is from RefSeq and is a predicted model, not a curated record. NCBI's taxonomy places the organism in Eukaryota, Fungi, Ascomycota, Eurotiomycetes, Eurotiales, Aspergillaceae. The coding region runs from base 1 to 357 and encodes 118 amino acids. The transcript has 3 exons.
AUGAUUGGGGGGUGGAAUCCCCUCAAGGGUCGUCGAAAUGCGUUGAGUGUAGCACCCGAGGUCUACGGAUAUGCACGGGAACAAUGGAAACACACCUCUCCGCUCACGCCCUCCGCCCAACGCGCCCACAUCUUCGCCGAAUACACCACCCUUGGCGUCGAUGGACAACAGCCCUACACAACCCUCCUCGCCAACGCGGCGGCAGCCACCACGCCAAGCUCACCCCAACCGAACGAGCCCUCCGCGACCGCGCACGCUCCCCGCCGACAGACCGGUGCAGAAGGACGGGUUGGGUUCCUGAUCCCCUGGCUGCGCACAGCCUACCACCCUUCCGCCGAUGAAACUUCGCGGCGAUAGCGGCUCAUCUGGUCAGUGAGCUCGGUGGUGAUCCGAUUCUUAAUGGUGUGGGGUGCUGUGAUUUUGGGUUGGAGUGGCGAAGGGUCUUUGGCGGGUGCUGUAGCUUCUGUGUAUCAUCGCUUGUGGCGGGAGGCGCUGCAGGGGUGUUGAGUGGGAUGAUGCUGAG